Molecule: messenger RNA, 7738 nt
Organism: Periophthalmus magnuspinnatus
Lineage: Eukaryota; Metazoa; Chordata; Actinopteri; Gobiiformes; Gobiidae
Gene: cita
Product: citron rho-interacting serine/threonine kinase a
Exons: 49
Coding region: 163-6588 (2141 amino acids)
Biological process (GO): peptidyl-threonine phosphorylation; actomyosin structure organization
Cellular component (GO): cytoplasm; cytoskeleton
Molecular function (GO): ATP binding; protein serine/threonine kinase activity
Source: RefSeq, a predicted model, not a curated record
CGUAUUUUUGUGCCAAAAGUGCGUCCCGCGGCUUCAAAGUGAUGGAACUACGAGCAUACACGAACCCACUGGACAUUUUGGGUGUGACUCUGCAGUGAAGAAUCAAAUUGGUAUUGAAUUAUCUCUGGAUGUAUUUAUUGUGUGAAACUGCAGUCAAACGACAUGUUGAAGUUUAAAUAUGUGAACCAUGGAAGCACCAAGUCUGUGUGCUCCACCACAGACCCCCUCACCAGCCGCAGCUCCAGACUGCACCAGCUCCUACAGGGCCGUGUGAGUCUGACUGGACCCCAGACUGGAGCCUCCUCCCUGGGCAGAGAGGAGCUCCUGGAGGCCUUCCUCAUGCUAUUCCAGGAAUGCUCCUCUCCACAUCUCAUGAAGAACCAGGACGUAGCCAAAUUUGUCCACAAGUUCUCAGAGCUGGUGUCAGAGCUCCAGACCCUCCAGCCCUCUCUUCAGGACUUUGAGGAGCGUGCGGUGGUGGGACGUGGACACUUUGCUGAGGUCCGAGUGGUCAGAGAGAAAUGUACUGGAGAUGUGUACGCGCUCAAAGUCAUGAAGAAGGACCUUCUACGCACACAACACAACGUUGUGUUCCAUGAGGAGGAGCGCAGGAUCCUGUCUCUGAGCUCCAGUCCCUGGAUCCCUCAGCUGCUCUACGCCUUCCAGGACCAACAGCAUGUGUACCUGGCGAUGGAGUACCUCCCUGGAGGAGACCUGCUGUCUCUGCUGAAUCGUUAUGAAGAUCAUUUUGAUGAGUCCAUGGCUCAGUUUUAUUUGGCUGAGCUCACAGAGGCUGUCCACGCCGUGCACACGUUAGGAUACGUGCACAGAGACGUGAAGCCAGAGAACAUUCUGAUUGAUCGGACCGGACACAUCAAACUGACUGACUUUGGGUCUGUGGCAAAACUCACGGCCGACAGAACGGUCUCCUCCUCCUUACCCGUGGGGACUCAGGACUUCCUCUCCCCGGAGGUGCUGUCUGCACUGGGGGGCUCUGGUGCCUCGUAUGGCCCAGAGUGUGACUGGUGGUCUGUGGGAGUCGUGGCUUAUGAGAUGAUCUACAGGAAAUCUCCUUUUAGAGACGAGACCACGAGCAAGACAAUUGCCAACAUUCUCAACUACCAGCAUUUUCUGAAGUUCUCAGACCUCCCUCAUGUCUCAGACUCGUUCUCAGACUUGGUGAGGGGUCUCUUGUGUGGACCCAGAGACAGAUUGGACUUUGAGGGUCUGCGCUGUCACCGCUUCUUCAGCUCCACCGACUGGAACAACCUCAGAAAAGUGGUCCCUCCGUUCGUGCCGGCGCUCAGCUCUGAUGAUGACACGUCCAAUUUUGAGGAUCCGGAGCUGGAGGGAGCCGCUCCUGACUUCGCAGCCCCUCGCGCCCAGCCAGGAGCUCCAUCUUCGGGCUUCACGGGCCGCGACCUCCCCUUUCUAGGCUGGUUCUUCUGCCGUGCGCUCAACACACUGGCCAAGGCAGAGUCAGUGUCAGCGGGGCUCAACUCUCCGGCCAAAACCAACUCCAUGGAAAAAAAACUGCACCUCAAGACCAGAGAGUUGCAGGACACACAGGACAAGUGUUAUAAGAUGGAGCAGGAGAUCUCCAGGUUCCAGCGUAAAAUGACUGAUCUUGAGUCAGUUCUUCAUCAGAAGGAUGUGGAGCUCCAGGCCUCAGAGACUCAGAGGAGCAUUCUGGAACAGGAUCUCGCAACAUACAUCACAGAGUGCAGUAGUUUAAAACGCAGUCUGGAGGAGGCUCGGGUGGAGGUCUCCAGAGAAGAUGACAAAGCCAUGCAGCUUCUGCACGACAUCCGUGAGCAGAGCAACAAACUACAGGAGAUCAAGGAGCAGGAAUACCACGCUCAGCUGGAGGAGAUGCAGGUUUCCAUCAGACAGCUGGAGGAGGAUCUCUCUGCAGCUCGGAGACGCAGCGACCUGUACGAGAGUGAGCUGAGAGAGUCCAGACAGACAGGAGAGGAGCUGAAAAGGAAAGCUGUGGAGUACCAACAACGCAUACAGAAGGCCAAAGAGCAGGGCAAAGCAGAGGUGGAGGAGCUGCUCUCCAAACUUGAGAAGACUAACUCUGAGCAGCAGGUGAAGAUCCAGGAGCUGCAGGACAAACUCUCUAAGGCUGUGAAGGCGAGCUCAGAGGCCACGGAGCUUCUGCAGAAUGUGCGUCAGGCCAAAGAACGUUUGGAGAGAGACUUAGAACGCUUGAGGGGAAAGAGUGACAACAGUGACACUUUAAAGCGGAGGCUCAGAGAGGCAGAGGAGGGCAGGAAGACGUUGGAGAACCAGGUGAAGAGGCUGGAGAUGGUGGAGAGACGAGAAAAUAAACUGAAGGAUGACAUCCAGACCAAGUCCCAGCAGAUACAGCAGAUGGCAGACAAGAUACUAGAACUGGAGGAGAAUCUGCGUGAUGCCCAGUCCACGGCUCAGAGGAUGGAGACUCAGCUUGUGCAGAAGGAGCGCCUCUUUGAGGACAAGAUCAAGGUGCUGGAGGCUCAGAUGAAAGCCGAUCUUGCAGAUAAAGAGACUCUUGAGGCUCGACGAGUUCAACAGGAAGAAGAGACACGAGAGAACUGUAAACUCAUCAGUGAACAGAAGGCUACAAUCAACGCCAUGGACUCCAAGAUGAAGAGCCUGGAGCAGCGCAUAGCAGAGCUCUCAGAGGCCAACAAGCUCGCAGCUAACAGCAGCAUCUACACACAGAAAAACAUGAAAGCUCAGGAGGAGAUGAUCUCAGAGCUACGGCAGCAGAAGUUUUACCUGGAAUCUCAGGCUGGAAAACUGGAAGCUCAGAAUGCAAAGCUGGAGGAACAUCUAGAGAAGAUCAGCCAACAGGAGCAGAGCAAGAGGAGCAGACUGCUGGAGCUGGAGAGCAGGCUGAGGGAGAUGGGUCUGCAGCACGAGGAGGAGAAGUUGGAGAUCAAGCGUCAGGUGUCGGAGCUGAACCUGUCGCUGCAGGAACGGGAGUCUCAGAUCAGCAGCCUCCAGGCAGCUCGCCUGGCUCUGGAGAACCAACUACACCAGGCCAAAACAGAGCUGGAGGAGACCACAGCAGAGGCUGAGGAGGAGAUCACUGCUCUGAGGAAUCACAGAGAUGACAUCCAGAGGAAGUUUGAUGCUCUGAGGGACAGCUGCUCUGUGAUCACAGACCUGGAGGAGCAGCUGACUCAGCUCAGUCAGGAGAAUGCCGAACUUAAUCGGCAGAACUUCUACCUCUCCAAACAGUUGGACGAAGCCUCCGACGACUCAGAAGAUCGACUCCAACUAAGCCAGGAGGUGGAGAGGCUGCGGAGGGAGGUGGCAGACCGCGAGAUGCAUUUAAACAACCAGAAACAAAACAUUGAGACCCUGAAGACCACGUGCAGUAUGCUGGAAGAGCAGGUGGUGGAGCUGGAAAGUCUGAAUGAUGAGCUCCUGGAGAAAGAGCGACAGUGGGAGGCAUGGAGGUCAGCUUUGGAAGACGAGAAGAACCAAUCAGAACGCAGAACCAGGGACCUUCAGAGAGCGCUGGACACAGAGAAACAGAACAGGCUCCGUGCAGACCAGCGUAGUACUGAGUCUCGCCAAGCUGUGGAGCUGGCGGUCAAAGAGCACAAAGCCGAGAUCCUGGCUCUACAGCAAGCCCUGAAGGAGCAGAGACUCAAAGCUGAGAGUCUGUCUGAUACGUUAAAUGACCUGGAGAAGAAACACGCCAUGUUGGAGAUGAAUGCUCGAAGUCUGCAACAGAAGCUGGAGACAGAAAGAGAGCUGAAACAGAGACUUAUGGAGGAGCAGGGGAAGCUGCAGCAGCAGAUGGACCUCCAGAAGAGUCACAUCUUCAGACUGACUCAGGGCCUUCAGGAUGCUCUGGACCAGACUGACAUGUUAAAGACUGAGAGAACUGACCUGGAGUACCAGCUGGAGAACAUACAGGCGGUGUAUUCUCAUGAGAAGGUGAAGAUGGAGGGCACCAUCUCACAGCAGACCAAACUCAUCGACUUCCUCCAGGCCAAGAUGGACCAGCCGGCCAAGAAAAAGAAGGGUAUCUUUGGUCGGAAGCGUGAGGACGUUGGCACCACUACAAACGGUGCCCUGACCCCCCUCCCUCAGCCCUCGGUGCCGCUGCAGUACGGGGACAUGAAGCUAGCAUUAGAGAGAGAGAGGACGCGCUGUGCCGAGCUGGAGGAGGCUCUGCAGAAGAUGAGGAUCGAACUGCGCUCGCUCAGAGAAGAAGCGAUUCACUUUAAGUCCCAGGAGCACAUGGCGCCCUCCACUCCAGCUCAGGCCAGACACCAGAUCCUCAUGAGUGCCAUCGUCAAGAGCCCAGAGCACCAGCCUAACCCUGCAAGCCUACUACACCCAUCCACACGCUCCAAAGAGAGCUCCACCCCAGAAGAGUCGGGGCGUCGUGUGAAAGAGCGGAUGCACCAUAACAUUCCUCAUCGCUUCACUGUGGCUCUAAACAUGAGAGCCGCCAAAUGUUCUGUGUGUCUGGACACGGUGCACUUCGGAAGGCAAGCAGCUACAUGUUUAGAGUGCCGUGUCCUGUGCCAUCCUAAGUGCUCUCCAUGCCUCCCUGCCACCUGUGGACUGCCGGCUGAGUUUGCGUCUCAUUUCUCAGAGGCGCUGUGUCGGGAGAAGAGCAGCUCUCCAGCUCUGCAGCUCAAAGAAGCCAGUGGACACGUGCGGCUGGAAGGCUGGAUGAAGCAGCCCAGGAAUGGUAAAAGGGGGCAGCAGGGCUGGGAGCAGAAGUACGUGGUUCUAGACGGAACCAAAGUGUCUGUGUUUGACACUGAGCCUCGAGAAGACGGUCUUCUGCCUGAGGAAGAGUUUGAGUUGUGUCUUGCUGACGGAGAGGUCACGGUGCAUGGAGCUGUGGGAGCCUCCGAACUCAUCAACACAGCCAAGUCAGAUAUCCCAUACGUUCUGAAGUUGGAGUCCCACCCUUUCACCACGUGCUGGCCAGGUCAAUCCCUAUACUUCAUGGCUCCCAGUUUCCCGGAUAAACAGCGCUGGGUGGCCGUUCUAGAGUCUGUUGUGAGCGCAAGCCGAGGGACCAAGGACAAAGGGGAGAGCGAAGCUAAACUUCUGGGAAACUCUUUACUGAAGCUGGAGGGGGAUGACCGUCUGGACAUCAACUGCACGCUUCCCCUCACAGACCAGAUUGUGCUGGUGGGAUCAGAGGAGGGACUAUACGCUCUAAACGUUAUAAAGAACUCUCUGACUCACAUCCCAGGACUCAGCUCCGUGUUUCAGAUACAGAUCCUCAAAGAUCUCGACAAACUGCUCAUGAUCACAGGAGAGGAGCGUGCCCUGUGUCUGGUUGACAUAAAGAAAAUCAAACAGUCUCUGUCUCAGUCUCACCUCCCAGCUCCUCCUGAUCUUUGCCCCCUGGUGUUUGACACGGUGAAGGGCUGCCACCUCUUCUCCUCCGGGAAGAUCGACAGCAGCAUGUGCAUCUGUGCUGCCACUGCCAACAAAAUCACCAUCCUCCGACACAACGAGAGCCUCAACAAAUUCUGCAUUAGGAAGGAAAUGGAGACGUCGGAGCCCUGUAGCUGUAUUCACUUCACCGGUUACAGCAUCAUCAUCGGAACAAACAAGUUCUACGAGAUUGAGAUGAACCAGUACGUCCUGGAAGAGUUCCUUGAUAAGAACGAUGUGACUCUGGCCUCGGCUGUGUUCGCUGCCUCCUCUCACAGUUUUCCCAUCUCCAUCAUCCAGGUCACCACGGCGCCACAGAAAGACGAGUACCUGCUCUGUUUCCACGAGUUCGGAGUGUUCGUGGACGCGUACGGCCGCAGGAGCAGAACUGAUGACAUCAAAUGGAGCCGCCUCCCCCUGUCCUUCGCCUACAGAGAGCCCUACCUGUUUGUGACCUACUUCAACUCUCUGGAUGUGAUCGAGGUCCAGGGUCACUCUGCUCUGGGACCUCACUCGUACGCUCACCUGGACAUCCCAAACCCUCGGUACCUGGGUCCGGCCAUCUCCUCUGGAGCCGUGUAUCUGGCCUCCUCCUACCAGAACAAACUGAGGGUCAUCUGCUGCAAGGGCAACCUGCUGCAGGGAGGAGAGGGGGCGCUAGAGAGGCAGGGCUCAGGCAGGAGCCCAAACAAACGUGGACCUCCAUCUUAUAACGAGCACAUCACCAAACGUCUGGCUGCCAAUCCCCUGGAGCCGAGCACCCCUCAUCGUUACAGGGACCCCAGUACAGACCCAGGCACCCCUCACCGCUACCGGGACCCCAGUACAGACCCAGGCACCCCUCACCGCUACCGUGAGGCACGCACAGAGUUCAGACGGGAGCACUCGCCUGGUCGGCCUCUGGACCGUCCCCUGCAGAGGGAAAAGUCACCCGGGCGUGCUCUAGAGGGGCGAGGGGCGGGGUCUCCGGGCCGGGCCCUCACUGACCCCAGACUGGAGCGGUCACCAGGGAGGGCCAUGGGGAUGGAGUCUCGGCCAGAGCGGUCGCCAGGAAGGGCCAUGGACGGGCGCAGAGAUAGGUCGCCUGGGCCAGGGGGGCGGGGCCUGGAGAGACUCCACACGGGGUCAGGACGCACGCCCAUCAACCCCAGCAAGGUCUGGGACCAGUCCUCUGUUUGAGAGACAAACAUCCUGCUGCCUCUGAGAGAGAGGGAGAGAGGGAGGACAGAAAGAGGAGGGAGAGGGGCAGAGAGGAAAAGAGGAGGGAGGAGGUAACGCUUCAGCCCCAUCUCCAAUCCUCUUCUGCCACAUUUUAAAAAGCACACGUAGCAUCACAAACACAGCUCCUGUCUGCUCCUCUGGCUCUGCUCCUCUGGCUCUGCUCCUCUGGCUCUGCUCCUUCGUGUACAUUGAGCACAAUCGAACAUACAAUCAUUAAGACGAGCCCUAGCACAGAGCCCCUCUCCUCUCACCUGCCCUCCCCUGUACAUAGGAGACAUACUUUUCUAUGACGAUGUAAAGCGAAGGUGGAAUGUCUAUUUUUGUUAUGCGAGUGAUCGUGUCCUGAAUGUUCAACUCUGAUUGUGUCAAACCUCAAAAAACACAAUAUCCUCAUUUCAUUUUGUGAAACAUUUGAUUCAAGAGGCCCUAAGGAGACCAGACACAAAAAUAUUUUACGUCCCAAUUCAGAAAAAAAAAGACAAAUUCUAUUGGUUUCUAAACAAUUCUGUCACAUCCACAAGAUUCUAAAACUUGUCAUUUAAAAUAAUCCUCAAAACUUCACAGGGCCCUUUAACCUGCCUCUGGUCUGAUUUACUCUCGUCCAGUUGGGUCUAGUUUGGUCCAGCCUCCAGGUCUUACUUUCUGGUGUAAAUAUCCAAAGCUGCGCAGCUUCUGCCUCUUUUUCAUUUGAUUAAAUAUUUGCUCCUCUAGUUGCACAAACACAAUCAUAUAUUUUAUUAUUUCUAUCAUAUUUAUUUAGACACUGCUCUUUAAAAGGGAAAAUGUCCGUCCAUCUUUUUUCUUCUUUUCUCUUCUGUGGGUUUGGGAAUCACUCAGACGUCCCAUUCCCCAGACACCUCCUCCAGCCUUUUCUUAUUUUGAAAAUCAACUGAAUUCUAUAUUUUUGUUAAUCUAAAAAACUCUAUCUGUCGAUGUAAAAGUCUCCUCCAGGGGGCGCUCUCCUGAAUGUAUUUGACUCUGAAAAUUGCACCUGUUUAUAUGGUCUGUCCCUGUGCACCCGUCGGUCCUGCCGCUGUGGUGAUUUUGAUGUCUGACUUUUAUUAUCGUUCUGUAGAUUUUGUCACAGAAUAUUAAAGAUCAUAACCUU